This is a messenger RNA of Cadophora gregata, 1149 nucleotides long. RefSeq lists its product as uncharacterized. Lineage: Eukaryota; Fungi; Ascomycota; Leotiomycetes; Helotiales; Ploettnerulaceae. The record is from RefSeq and is a predicted model, not a curated record. The transcript is spliced from 2 exons. Bases 1 to 1149 code for a protein of 382 amino acids. Gene Ontology annotation, molecular function: oxidoreductase activity, acting on NAD(P)H.
AUGACAGCCACACUCAAUUUGCCUUGCGCAAAUCAUUUCGCUCUCAAAAUUUCAGGUCCCAAUACCCUCGAACUAUUCAGCUCAACCCCUUUGCCUGUUCUCGAACCUUCAGACAUUCUCGUUCGCGUUAUAUGUGUUUCGAUCAAUCAUGUUGAUGGAAAAUCCGCCGAUCUGUCGCCAUCACCAGGCGCAACCAGCGGAAGCGAUUUUUCAGGAAUUGUGGUCCAAACCGGUACCGGUGUAGACACGGAUAAGUUUAGGGCAGACAAAAAUGAUAUGAAGAAUCUUCAAGUCGGCGACCGCGUCUUUGGGGGUGUGUUCGGAAACAAUCCUCUGCGUCUUGACAAUGGUGCGUUUGCCGAGUACGUAGCCGUUCCUGCAAAUCUCGUCUGGCGCAUCCCCGCAGGUAUGGAUUUUAAGACAGCUUCAUCUCUGGGAGCUACUCUUGCCACUGUUGGGUUGUCUUUAUUUCACUACCUGCAACUACCAAUGCCAACGAUGCCAUCUGAUCCGACCUCGAACAUGAAAGUUCAAGGUGUCAAACAAACCGUUCUGGUCUACGGUGGAGGGACCGCAACAGGGGCAAUGGCGAUACAAGUUCUCAAGCUUGUAGACAUCAUCCCAAUCACAGUAUGCUCUUCAAGCUCAGCAAGUAACGCUUUGAGCCUCGGUGCGAAAGCAACAUUCGACUAUCACUCUCCCACUUGUGGUGCCGAUAUACGCGAGUACACGUCUGGUGAUCUUGCGCUUGUGCUCGAUUGCAUAACUGACACAGCGUCGAUGAGCAUUUGCUAUGAAGCUUUGGGACCAAAAGGAGGGCGCUAUGUAGCGCUGGAUGCUUUCCCCUUACGAGGACACACUCGCCGUAGUGUAAUUCCAGCUUGGGUGUGUACGCCUACUCAAUUCGGACAUGCUAUCACUUGGGCAGCCCCGUAUAACCUGGAACCACGACCUCAAGACCAUGAGUGCGCUAAGAAAUGGUAUGUGGUUGCACAAAAGUUCUUGGAUAGUGGUCUCAUCAGUCCUCAUCCGCUAGAAACUAGGAGGGGUGGUCUUGCUGCAGUAGGUGGAGGCAUGGACGCUGUGAGAAGGGGUGAAGUCAAGGGGAAAAAGUUGGUAUAUCCUAUUGUGGAAGAACUGUGUACUUGA